AUGGCAGCUCCGAUCGUCUGUGUCCCGUCGCUCGAGACAGCGCGCGAGGUCAUCUCCAAGUCAAGAAACUCUCAAUUCGCCCCGAACCUCCUGCCGGUGACUGCCUCAAUCCCUGCAGACCUUUUGACGCCGACAUUAGCAUACCUCAAAAUCGCGGAGAGCUCGCGCUUGUCCUUUUUAUACGAGAGUGCCGCGACUACGGAGACUAUUGGAAGAUAUAGUUUCGUUGGCGCAGACCCUAGAAAGACCAUCAAGACCGGUUCUGGCCAUGGCCCGGAGACCGAUCCCCUGCCUAUCCUUGAGGAGGAACUUUCGCAGUUCCGCGUUGCUUCGGUCCCCGGAUUAAUCCUCCCACCUUUGACAGCCGGAGCCAUCGGAUAUGUUGGCUAUGACUGUGUCCGAUACUUCGAGCCCAAGACCGCGCGGCCCGUGAAGGAUAUCCUGGGCGUGCCGGAGUCCAUGUUCAUGCUCUUCGACACUAUUGUUGCCUUUGACCACUUCUUCCAGGUCGUCAAGGUCAUCACCUAUGUCCCGAUUCCGGCCAACGAUGCCGAUAUCGAAGUCGAAUACCAGAAGGGUCAGCAGAUCAUUCAAAAGACCAUCGAUACUCUCCUCCAGGACCGCACACCACUGCCUCCUCAGGGCCCCAUUAUCCAGAACCAGGAGUACACCUCCAACAUCGGUCAGGAGGGCUACGAGAACCACGUCAAGAAGUUGAAGGAGCACAUCGGCAAGGGCGAUAUCUUCCAAACCGUCCCCUCACAACGGCUGUCUAGGCCCACCUCUCUCCACCCGUAUAACCUCUUCCGUCACCUUCGCACCGUCAACCCUUCCCCUUACCUGUUCUAUAUCGACUGCGAAGACUUCCAGCUCGUGGGUGCCAGUCCCGAGCUCCUCGUGAAGGAAGAGCGAGGCCGCAUCAUCACCCACCCUAUCGCUGGAACAGUAAAGCGUGGUAAGACUCUGGAAGAGGAUACAGCGCUUGCCGACGAACUCCGCAGCAGUCUUAAGGAUCGCGCCGAGCACGUCAUGCUGGUCGAUCUGGCCCGCAACGACGUGAACCGUGUUUGUGACCCGAUCACGACGCAAGUCGACCGCUUGAUGGUUGUAGAGAAGUUCUCUCACGUGCAGCACCUCGUCUCACAAGUCUCUGGUGUCCUUCGACCCGGUAAGACACGCUUCGACGCCUUCCGAUCCAUCUUCCCGGCCGGUACCGUCUCCGGUGCCCCCAAGAUUCGCGCGAUGCAGCUCAUCGCCGAGCUUGAGGGCGAGAAGCGCGGUGUCUACGCUGGUGCCGUCGGAUACUUUGGGUACAACAUUGCCAACGGCGAUGGAUCAAGCGAGGAGCCUGGUGCUAUGGACACAUGCAUUGCGCUGCGGACGAUGCUGGUCAAGGACGGCGUUGCCUACCUGCAGGCUGGUGGCGGUAUUGUAUUUGACUCGGACCCGUACGAUGAGUAUAUGGAGACGAUUAACAAGCUCGGCGCAAACAUUGCCUGUAUCCGUGGAGCGGAGGCGAAGUACCUGAGCAUGGAGAAUGGGUCUGCCUAA
Penicillium atrosanguineum is the source of this 1551-nucleotide messenger RNA. It is a transcript of the gene trpE, whose product is annotated as anthranilate synthase TRP2. Gene Ontology annotation, biological process: L-tryptophan biosynthetic process. The record is from RefSeq and is a predicted model, not a curated record. Bases 1 to 1551 code for a protein of 516 amino acids. The transcript is spliced from 4 exons. Gene Ontology annotation, molecular function: anthranilate synthase activity. NCBI's taxonomy places the organism in Eukaryota, Fungi, Ascomycota, Eurotiomycetes, Eurotiales, Aspergillaceae.